GGGGAGAGGGGAGAGUGGAUGGAGAGCAGAGGAUCAAAGGCUCGUGGAGCCCGGAAGAGGACGCCCAGCUAACGCGGCUGGUGGAGCGUCACGGACCCCGGAAUUGGACUCUAAUUAGCUCCGGGAUUCCCGGCCGGUCCGGCAAGUCGUGCCGCCUUCGUUGGUGUAACCAGCUCAGCCCUGCCGUCCACCACCGGCCGUUCACUCCGGCGGAGGACGCCGUCAUCGUCGCCGCCCACGCCAAGUACGGCAACAAGUGGGCCACCAUCGCCCGCCUCCUUCCCGGCCGCACCGACAACGCCAUCAAGAACCACUGGAACUCCACUCUCCACCGCCGCCGCCGUGCCGCCGAGGUGGCCGCUGCCACCAUCGCCCAUGCCACCCCCGCCGCCGCCCCCGCUUCUGUUCCGCUUCCCCUAGCCGCCGAUUCCACCGACCCCGAUGAGUCCGACUCGGAGUCGGCGGGCAAGCGGCCGUGCAGGAGGGAUGAAAUCAGAGGGAGCGAGGAGGCGACGGUGGUUGUGGCGGCGCUGCCUGCGCACCCGCCUCCGCCUGCGCCGCCCCCGAGUCCGCCGAUGGCGCCGAUCGCGGCGGAUCCGGUGACGUCGCUGACGCUGAGCCCACCGGGGGAGGGCGGUGCCGUCGGGGGCGGUGGAGCAGGGGAGCGGAGGGAGACGCGGUUGGACGCGGAGAUGCGGGAGAUGUGCCUGGUGUCGAUAAUGCGGGAGAUGAUCGCGGAGGAGGUAAAGAGUUACAUUAACAGGCUGAGAUCGGAGGGCGGCGGUGCCAUCCCCAUCAUCAUCACGUCCGAGUCCGCAUCCAACCGUCAGGAUUAGAUCUCCUCCAUCGCCGGACCCCUCUUUAAUAAAAAUCGUGCAUUUCAAAUGUAAAUAAAAUAGAACCAGGGCGUUUUCCCCUCUCAGAAUUGUAGAGAUCAGCACCAGUAGAACUGCCGUGGAUGUGUUUGAAAAAAGAAAUGUCAAAGGACUAGUUUUUUCUUUGAUAUUUUGGAAUGUCCGUCAUGCUUUAUUUUAUUUUAUUCUUUGAGUACUCGAUGUUUUAUGCGUCCUUUAUUUUUGGGGAAGGGACGUGUCUUUUUCCUAA
Molecule: messenger RNA, 1104 nt
Organism: Elaeis guineensis (African oil palm)
Lineage: Eukaryota; Viridiplantae; Streptophyta; Magnoliopsida; Arecales; Arecaceae
Source: RefSeq, a predicted model, not a curated record